AUGGCCGCCGCCGCCGCCGCCGCCGCCGCUGGCGUUCCCCCGCCGCCCCCCACCGCCGACAGCUUCCCCCUCCCUCCCGUCCUCGCGCAUCCCUCGUCGACGCCGGCCUCGCUCGUCACCCAGGGCGCCGAGGGCCGGCUCUACAAGACGACGUACCUCGUGCCCUCGCUCCCCUGCGCGCUCAAGCACCGCCCUUCCAAGCCCUGGCGGCACCCCACGCUCGACGCGCGCCUGACCCGCCACCGCAUCCUCUCCGAGGCGCGCAUCCUCGCCAAGUGUCGCCGCGACGGCGUCCGCGUCCCCGCCCUCUACGCCCUCGACGAGUCCCAGGGCUGGCUCAUGCUCGAGUGGAUCCAGGGCCCUCCCGUGCGCGUCGCCAUCAACGCCCGGCUCCGGCCCGGCGCCGUCGUCGAGCGCGAUGCGUCACUGCGGGCGCUGCUGCGGCGCAUCGGCGACGCCGUCGGCGCGCUGCACAAGAUUGGCAUCGUCCACGGCGAUCUGACGACGAGCAACAUGAUGCUGGACCCGACAGGGCGCACAAGUGAGCAGGAUGGUGGUGGUGGUGGUGGUGGUGACACGGCUGAGGAUGAAGACGCCCAAGAGGAAAGCUUGCGGGGCGACGUGGUGAUUAUCGACUUGGGCCUCGCGAGCGGCGCGGUGCAGGAGGAGGAGAGGGCGGUCGACUUGUAUGUGCUAGAGAGAGCGUUUGGGAGCACGCAUCCGCGCGCAGAGUGCGUGUUCCACGAGGUGCUCGACGCCUACAGGCAGACGCACAAGCAGGCGCCGGGGGUGUUGAAGAAGCUGGAUGAGGUGCGGAUGCGUGGACGGAAGCGAAGCAUGCUGGGCUGA
Messenger RNA from Beauveria bassiana ARSEF 2860, 849 nucleotides. RefSeq names its product protein kinase. The coding region runs from base 1 to 849 and encodes 282 amino acids. The record is from RefSeq and is a predicted model, not a curated record. Gene Ontology annotation, biological process: protein phosphorylation. Lineage: Eukaryota; Fungi; Ascomycota; Sordariomycetes; Hypocreales; Cordycipitaceae. The transcript has a single exon. Gene Ontology annotation, molecular function: ATP binding; protein serine/threonine kinase activity. Gene Ontology annotation, cellular component: EKC/KEOPS complex; nucleus; cytosol.